UGCAUUUAAUAGAAUGAGGAAGCAGGCAAACUACCUCUGAAUUUCACUGACAAGGAGGAAACGCAACAGCCACACAGAUCCUCUUCAACAGGCAGCAUGAAGGUGCUUCAAGUUGUUCCUCUCAUCUUUCUGCUGAUUUAUACCACCUCCAGCAGCAAGUGGCCUACACACACUAUCUGCAAGAAUGAUAGUUUGGAAGUAAAGUACAGAAGCUGUGAUCCACGGCAAGAUUUUGCUUUUAGCUUCGACAGCUGUUCCAGUGCUGUACCCAAGAAAGUUAACGUUAGAAUAGGAACUAUUUUAAGGUAUCCCAUCAGGGAACUGUCUGUGGAUGUAAGUCUCACUAUUAAUGGGAAGAAAGUCCCAAUUUACUCCAAGAAAAUUUGUGAGCGAGAUCACCCACGGUUUAGUUUCUGUGGAAAGAAGAGAGGAGAAUAUAUCUACUAUGAAGGGCCUGUCUCAAUAGGAUUCCAUGAAAUCCCACAGGGAGAUUUUAAUGUAACAGUGCAACUAUUUAAUGAAGACCAUCACACUAUUAUCUGUGGUGAUUUUGCCAUCAAGAGUCACAGUCAGGAGUUGCUGUCUUAAUCCUGUCAUGAGGGGAAGGACCUAAAACAGCAUGAGUUAGAUAAAUGUGUUUUAAAUAUUAUACAACCUGCACUUUUUCUGCUGUGAUUAUAUGAAACGGGAAAAUAGGUUUGGGUGAAAUGCCUGGUUAUGUUCUGUUGCUUUUAAGGAAGUCCUGGUGUGUUAAUUAAAUUUAUUUCACUGGA
Molecule: messenger RNA, 773 nt
Organism: Sceloporus undulatus (fence lizard)
Lineage: Eukaryota; Metazoa; Chordata; Lepidosauria; Squamata; Phrynosomatidae
Gene: LY86
Product: lymphocyte antigen 86
Exons: 5
Coding region: 97-588 (163 amino acids)
Biological process (GO): positive regulation of lipopolysaccharide-mediated signaling pathway; innate immune response
Source: RefSeq, a predicted model, not a curated record